GCCUUUUAUUUUUCUUCUGUUACUCUCAUCCAAGUACCACCAACAUAAUAGUCCCAAAAAAAUGAAAAAAAAGAGGACCACAACAACAUAAUACUAACAAACAAAAAGAAAAGCAAGUUGUCUCCGUCAACCAUACCAGCAUACCAUCCCAAACCGAUUGUGGAUUCAUCCUUCUUUGCUUGCUUCCUUCCUUCAUCUCUCCUUUUCACCACUUAACCAAACCCAUCUCAUUUCUUCUCAAAUUGCCUUUAAAAGUAUUCGCUUUUAGUUAUAGUUUUACCGCCCCCACUUUAAUACUCUUUCUUUCUCUCUCUUUCUCCACUCACAUUCGGAUCCUUUUAACACCGCCCCAUUAUUGCCUUCUCGUUAAUUACGGCAAUGACUCGGCUAUUUCGAUCCAAAUCUUGCGGACUGGUCGAGUUCAACGCUGCUCCGCCCAGUCCACUUUUCCAUGAUGUAAGAAACGAGGACGAAGAUAAUGAAGAAGACGAAGAGGAAGAAGAAGAACUGGACAGCGACGACGACGACGAUGAAGAGGACGAUGAUAGGGACGAAGAUGUUUCAAGCAACCCGGUUUCAACGCCGUUCAUCAAUUCAGGGUCAAAAGUAGGUGGUGGUCUGGAUAACAAAGGUUGGCGUGGUCAUGGAUGCCAAUCGAACCAGUUUGCGAUAUUGGAUAUUUUGAUGGCUGCGUUGAAGAAGUCGCUGGUGACUUGCAGUGUGGAGAGAGAGGAUGUUUCUUCGUUGGACAUUAGCUGGCCAACAGAGGUGCGCCAUGUCUCUCAUGUUACCUUCGAUAGAUUCAACGGCUUUCUCGGUUUGCCCUCUGAGCUCGAGCCAGAGGUUCCCAAGAGGGUUCCCAGUGCCAGUGUAAAGGUAUUUGGAGUUUCUGCAAAGUCAAUGCAGUGCUCUUAUGAUGAAAGGGGAAACAGUGUUCCAACGAUUCUGCUGAUGAUGCAAAAGCGACUGUAUUCAGAGGGAGGCCUUAAAGCGGAAGGGAUAUUCCGAAUUAAUGCAGACAACAGCCAAGAAGAAUUUGUGCGCGAUCAGCUAAACAGAGGUCUGGUACCACUUGGAAUUGACGUUCAUUGUUUAUCUGGUUUAGUGAAGGCUUGGUUUAGAGAGCUUCCAACGGGGGUGCUUGAUUCCCUCAAACCCGAACAGGUGAUGCAUUGCAACACAGAAGAGGAUUGCACCAAUGUUAUGAAGUUGCUUCCUUCAACUGAAGCUGCUUUGCUUGACUGGGCAAUCAAUUUGAUGGCAGACGUUGUUGAACAAGAGCAGUUCAACAAAAUGAAUGCUCGAAAUAUUGCUAUGGUUUUUGCCCCCAACAUGACACAGAUGGCAGACCCUUUGACUGCAUUGAUUCAUGCAGUGCAAGUCAUGAACUUCCUUAAGACAUUGAUUCUGAAGACCCUUCGGGAAAGAGAGGAGUCAAUUGCGAAGGUGAGACAGAUUUCAUCGCUCUUGGAUUCUCCCUCAUGCAAAGGUGAUUCCCAUAGUCUGGAAUGUAAGAACGGGGAGGAGGAGUCUUGUGAGGAAACUAAGGAAAGUUGUACGACAAAGUCACCAGUAAAAAGCAAAUUCUCGAGGACUUCUACCUUGGGAAGAAUAGAAUGGUGCAUUGAAGAGAAACUAUGGAGAUCUGAGGAAAAGGGAAAUGGAGGGGGGGAAUCUGAAUCUGUUUCGGGUGGUAGCUCACCUUCUAGAUAUGAGAAUGGGUCAUUAGAGAAUGGAUAUAGAGGUAUAUAUGACAGUGAACAUUGGGUGAGGUUGAGGAAAGGAGUGCGCAGGCUAUGCAGACACCCUGUGUUUAAACUGAGCAAGCCAACUAAGAAAAGUGAAAGUGUUGGUAUUGUAAAUACUAGGGAAGAAGGUGGAAAGGCUUGGGUCUAAAGCAACUACUGCACGCAUGCUUUGGUUUUACGCUUGUGUGAUUGAGAUGUAUAGAUGUUCGCUUGAGAUUGAAUGUAGCCUAGCUUUAGUUGUAAUUGCUGCUUGGCUUCUUGGUAGAAUACAAUGUUUCUCACUAAUCAUUACUCCUAUAAAGAAUUUUGUUGGAUGUUACUGUUA
Molecule: messenger RNA, 2073 nt
Organism: Vigna angularis (adzuki bean)
Lineage: Eukaryota; Viridiplantae; Streptophyta; Magnoliopsida; Fabales; Fabaceae
Product: rho GTPase-activating protein 5
Exons: 5
Coding region: 379-1896 (505 amino acids)
Biological process (GO): signal transduction
Molecular function (GO): GTPase activator activity
Source: RefSeq, a predicted model, not a curated record